Molecule: messenger RNA, 1044 nt
Organism: Mugil cephalus (flathead mullet)
Lineage: Eukaryota; Metazoa; Chordata; Actinopteri; Mugiliformes; Mugilidae
Gene: tmco1
Product: transmembrane and coiled-coil domains 1
Exons: 7
Coding region: 137-703 (188 amino acids)
Biological process (GO): endoplasmic reticulum calcium ion homeostasis
Cellular component (GO): endoplasmic reticulum membrane; endoplasmic reticulum; cytoplasm
Molecular function (GO): calcium channel activity
Source: RefSeq, a predicted model, not a curated record
CUCACAUGUGACCUCGUCGGUAGUGCUGACCUAGCUCUAUGAAAACUGGGGCUGGUGGUGGAGUGUGGCCAGCCUUUAAAUUAAUCAAAAAUACAGGUCCUCUCUGCUGUCAGAUAAACGGGCCACUACCACUAAGAUGAGCACCAUGUUCGCAGACACUAUCCUAAUCGUGUUCAUCUCUGUUUGUACGGCGCUGUUAGCCGAAGGGAUUACUUGGGUUUUAGUGUACCGCACUGAGAAGUACAAGAGGUUAAAGGCAGAAGUGGAAAAACAAAGCAAAAAACUUGAAAAGAAAAAGGAAACCAUCACCGAAUCAGCCGGACGCCAACAGAAGAAGAAGAUUGAGAGGCAAGAAGAGAAACUGAAGAACAACAACAGAGACCUGUCUAUGGUGCGCAUGAAAUCCAUGUUCGCCAUUGGCUUCUGCUUCACAGCUUUGAUGGGCAUGUUCAACUCAAUCUUUGAUGGAAGGGUUGUGGCCAAACUGCCGUUCGUACCGCUGUCCUACAUCCAGGGACUGUCACACCGCAACCUGCUGGGCGAGGAUUACACUGACUGCUCCUUCAUUUUCCUCUAUAUCCUCUGCACCAUGUCCAUAAGACAGAAUAUCCAGAAAAUGCUCGGCCUCGCUCCCUCCAGAGCUGCGACGAAACAGGCUGGUGGCUUCCUGGGACCACCUCCCCAGGCGGCUAAGUUUUCCUAAUGAGCAGCGCUCCUCUUAAACUCCUUCAGCCUACGGAUGUGGCGCCCCCAUCAGCGCGCAGUCAGAAGUGCUCCUGCUGAAGCGCUAGUCUUACAUAUUGCAGCUACUUUCUUUUUCUGUGGUUUAUUUAAGGUUGUGUCGGUUAGAUAUUAGGAGCAGAGAAGUUGUUUGUAAUUCUGUUCAUCACCAAAGGUUACAAAUGUCUACCUUGUGUUUAGCACAAACAAUAGAGUGUUUGGAGAUUUUUAAUUAUUAAUUGGUCACACUAACAUCUGGUCCAUUUUCAGUAAUGAUGUGUCCUUGUAUCUUACAUAAUAAUAAAGUUUUAUUAUUACAUUUUA